AGCUUGUAUUUAUCUCUCUAACUUGUUUUACUGUUUUAAUGAAUAGAUGCCAAUAAUAGCGUCUUUAGAACAAAUUGUUGGCUUGGGAAAAGCCAUAAAGUUCGCUUUGACCUCAAAUCUUCACAUAAACAAARAGGUACUGAUAUAUGACAACACUUGGAAAUUUUUUGAAUGCUGUCGAAAGUGCUCAGUUUUAAAGCUCAAUUAUUCAAAAGAUAUCCUCAAACCCAAGAAAUCAGUAUAAUGUACAGCAAUGAACCAUCUUUUCAUGGAUUCAAACUCCCAGAGGAUCUUUUGGACUAUCGCUCUCACGAAUCGAAGAAGCGUUUGAUUCGUUGUAUGAGCGAGGGGACUGCAAUGCCAUUUCUGGCGCUAUCAUCUUGCUACAAACCUCAGUCACACCCGGCGUAUUGUGGCUUCUCUACACUAGUGAUGGUGCUAAAUGCCUUACGUGUUGAUCCUAAAAGACUUUGGAAAACUCCCUGGAGAUGGUUUACGGAAGAGUUACUGGAAAAAUCCGUGGAGUUGACCGAACUGGAACUGAUAAGAAAGACAGGGAUAACGAUGGAGCAAUUUCAGAACGUGUCGGAGCGCAACGGAGCGACUUGCAAACUCGUUCGUCCAUCUGGCGAUAGUGAAGAAGGCUAUGAAGAGUUCCUCUCCGAUCUUUACCAUGUCUGCGCGGGUAGGAAAAGUCGCUGGCAAGAUCACGGUUUAAUAAGAUCUGAUGAUAACUCUAGGAAUAUGAACCUGGCUCUAAGCGAAGAAUAUCCCAAUAAGUUGAUGGCGGUUUCAUUUUACAGAGAAGCUUUAGAACAACACGGAAAUGGCCAUUACAGUCCUGUUGCUGCGUUUGAUCUGAAGACCAACUCGGUUCUUGUCUUGGAUACCGCGAGAUUCAAAUAUCCACCGUAUUGGGUACCCACAAGGGAUCUUUAUCGGUCAAUGGUUCCCAUAGAUACAGCAACGGAAAAGAGUCGAGGGUAUUUCUUGAUGAAGAGAAAUGACGUAGGGAAAAUACAAGACUUAUCAUUGUACCUUGAAGAUUGAAGGAAACGCUUACAUAUAUAAUAAUUUCUUGAUGAAGAAAUCUGAGUAGAGAAAAUGCAUGACUUACUGUAUCAUUGUACCUUGAAGGUUGAAGGGGAUGCUUAUAUACGUAUAGUAUGAAGAAAUCUGGGAAAAUACAUGACUCAACAUUGUACCUUGAAGGUCGGUGCCUACAUCAUUCUCAACAGUGACAAAACAAUGAAUCAGUUCUAGUUUACUUAUAACAGCGUCACUGAUAAGUAAACUAGAAUUUAUUGCUUUUUCUCGUUGAGAAUGAUGCCUGCAGACACCGAAACAUCGAGUAAGGGGAAUCUUAUCGUCAUAAAGGUUUUGUGAUUAAAACAUGCAAACUAAGAGUAAAAAUAGAUAAGGUAUAAAGGAAAUAAUUAUUUUGAUUAAAAAAGCCAUAAAAAUGGAAAACAAGUCGAAAGAAAUUAAGAGGAAAGCCAAAGGAAGAAAGAGAAACAAUGGAAGGAUAGAGGGACGAGUUGAAGGAAGGAAGGAAAAGAGGUAGACUAUAACGAAGGAGAAACAGAAGAGUGGGAAGAGAGGCGAGGAAUUCCAACGAAGCUCUAGAGUAAUGGAAAAUAUCAAGAAUAAAUAGCGAGUUGUUCUAGUUAGUCUCUGCUUCAUUCAACCACGAACCAACCAACAUCUGGCCACCUGUUGCAUAUUUGACCAUCUAGUAACCAUGGUAAUGUUUUUUUCGAUUACCUUAAUUGUUGCUGAAAAGCCUUUUCAAAGGAGCAUCAAUAAAAUGUAUGUAAUAUGUA
Molecule: messenger RNA, 1823 nt
Organism: Actinia tenebrosa (Australian red waratah sea anemone)
Lineage: Eukaryota; Metazoa; Cnidaria; Anthozoa; Actiniaria; Actiniidae
Biological process (GO): response to metal ion; phytochelatin biosynthetic process
Molecular function (GO): glutathione gamma-glutamylcysteinyltransferase activity; metal ion binding
Source: RefSeq, a predicted model, not a curated record